GGGGAUUUUCUGCCGUCAUCUGUUCCAAAUUACGGUGGCUUUAGGGAGCUCUUUGGCCAGUUUCCACCGCAACCCGCCAGCUCCCAAACCCGCGCAACUGGGAGGUGGGGCCUCGUGGUGGUAGUGGCCAGGGCACGGUGCAUCACUCUCAGAGUACUCGGGUGAAGGGACAGUGCAGCCACCACCCUCUGCUCCUGCUCUACUGGGACGGGCUGCCCCUCGCGGGGUCUGCAGCUCCCAAAUUUGCUUUGCAGGUGGAUGCGUCACAAUGACAGCGAAGAAGAAUCAGGCUCUGCAGAAUGGAAGUGCCAAGGAGAACGUGCUGCAGAGGGUUCUGCAGCUGCCGGUGGUGAGCUCGACCUGCGAAAGCAUCCAGCGCACCUACGCCAGCACCAAGGAGGCCCACCCGCUCAUGGCCUCGGUGUGUGAGGUCUACGAGCGGGGCGUGCAGGGUGCCAGUGCCUUGGCCAUAUGGAGUGUGGAGCCCGUGGUGCGCAGGCUGGAGCCUCAGUUUGCUGUGGCUAACAACCUGGCUUGCCGGGGCUUGGACCACCUGGAGGAGAAGAUCCCUGCCCUCCAGUACCCUGUUGACAAGCUUGCAUCUGAACUGAAGGGCACCAUCUCCUCCCCGCUCCAAAGUGCCAAAAGCACCAUUGGCAACUCCGUGGAUAAGAUCAUGGAACUGGCAGCGGAGGGCUUUGAGGCCACCAAGAGCACGGUGGAAACGACAGCAAGGUACACAAGGAAGAACUCGGUGAGCCAGAUGGCAGCCGCAGGAGUCGACACAGCCCUGGGAGGGCUGGAGAAGCUGAUGGAGUACCUGCUGCCAGAGGAGGAUGAAGAAGCAGAUCAGAAGUCCAAAGAGACAUGCAGGUCAGCAGCAAAGGUGUCCCAGCAGCAGCCCAGCGCUCCCAGCACUACCAGUGCUCCCAGCACCCUGGGCCGGAUCAGUGCCUUGGUUAGCACCGUCUCCCACCGCGCUUAUCAGCAAACCAGCCAAAGCCUCCACCGUGCCAAAGUCAAAGGGCAGGAGCUGGCCACCUGGAUCCCCAUCCUGGGCAGCCUGGCCAAGCCGAGUGCACCUGAGGUGCCGCGGGUCCACGGUGAUGGGCAGAGCACCACGGCUGGCUGGCUGAGCCGGCGGCAGAGCAAAGUGCCGGAGCAGAAGCAGGAGAAGGCGGGGAAGAAAGACAGCAACCACACCAAGGAGGCGGGCGAAGACCCCGGGCUGGUGGGCAGCGUGGCUCACAACCUGCAAAGCGCCUGCGCCUCGGGCAUCUCCAGUGUGAAGAAGGUCCCAGCCGUGGCCUGGGAUGCGGCAGAGGGGUUGAUCCUCUUCACUCCCCGCAGGCUGUCAAAGGCCAUGGAGACAGUGGAUGCUCUCGGGGGGACCCUCGUCAGUGCCCCCAAGCAUCUGCUGGGCACCCUGUACAGCUACGUGCCGCUCCGCAGGCAGUCAGUGAAGGAAGAGGAGGCAGCCAAGGCAAGCAAGCCCAGCCCGGAGACGGAGCAAACAGAGGAGGAUUCCAAGCCUGCCACUCCCUCCACUGAGGAGAAAUCCCAGCUGAGGAACGACUGGCGGCUGUACCGGGGCCAUCACCCCCUCUCCUUCCUGGGGCUCGAGGACCCCCUCUUCCUACGGCACAACCUCUACCGCAGCCCUGCCUUCGAGCCCGAGUGCCCCCUCCCACGGAAAUCCGCUUUUGCCCCUUACAACAGGCGGGUGAGCGAGGGCUCCUACCGCUUCAGCCCUGAGGCCAUGUACAGCCGGGUUUACUACAGCAACCUCUACGGUCCUACCUUCAAGAAGGACUGAGCCGGUGGGGAGAACAAGCACAUCCCAGCCCCCUCUCUAAUCCCCCCACAGCACGCUUUGCCCGGGCCCCUGCCAGCCACUCACAUGCACCCGUGUACCCGGCCAGGAGCUCAAAAUGGUAAACAUGUCAUGGGAGGUCUUCUGGAGUGCAUCAGGGCCAGGGAGGGGAAUAAAGGCAGCCAAAAGCCCUGUUGGUGGCAGGAGGUGGGACCAGAAAGGUUAAGAUGACGUGGAAAGAAUGAGACCAGGAAAGAGAAAAAGGGACCAGCCAGGCCUUGCACUGGGCUGCCCUGGCUCCCGCUGAGCAGAUAUUGUGGACUUAGAUGGGCUACACAUUGAGAACAGCUCUGAGACAGAGCAGGGAAGAGAGCAAAGCCAUCAGACAUCACCAUAGUAAGCCUGGUUCCCCAUCCUUCCCUCCUCCAUCCCCCCCUUGCAGGGCCCAUCCCUGGACACAGAUUGCUCCUCCAUGGAGGAGCUGAGGGCUCCCCACCGACCAGCAGGACUCACGAGUUGGAAAGCCCUGGGCACCCACUCCCUGCUGACGGUGGGACGGAUGGUGGGGUCAGGAAGAUCGGUGAGAACAGGUGGAGCUCCUGCAGCCCCUCUCCCACGGGACUGCCUGGCUUCCCGCAACACCUUGUUGUAUCCACUGCAAUAAUAAACCUUCCCAA
This is a messenger RNA of Athene cunicularia (burrowing owl), 2490 nucleotides long. RefSeq names its product perilipin 1 (gene PLIN1). Gene Ontology annotation, cellular component: lipid droplet. Bases 269 to 1816 code for a protein of 515 amino acids. NCBI's taxonomy places the organism in Eukaryota, Metazoa, Chordata, Aves, Strigiformes, Strigidae. The record is from RefSeq and is a predicted model, not a curated record. Gene Ontology annotation, biological process: lipid metabolic process. The transcript has 9 exons.